Australozyma saopauloensis is the source of this 2661-nucleotide messenger RNA. RefSeq lists its product as uncharacterized. Bases 1 to 2661 code for a protein of 886 amino acids. The transcript has a single exon. Lineage: Eukaryota; Fungi; Ascomycota; Pichiomycetes; Serinales; Metschnikowiaceae. The record is from RefSeq and is a predicted model, not a curated record. Gene Ontology annotation, biological process: proteolysis. Gene Ontology annotation, cellular component: cell wall; membrane. Gene Ontology annotation, molecular function: serine-type endopeptidase activity.
AUGAGAUAUUUGAAGUUUGGCUUGCUUUUUCUCUCCCUAUUUGAGCUGGGCUGUGCUCGAUCCGAUGCAUCGGCAGACUCACUUUCCCUCAACACACAAAACCUCCAAAGUGAUAUUAACACUGUCGAUCCAGUCCAGACCGAUCGCUAUGAUUUAGCUCAAGAAAAUCAAUCUGGCGAUUCGAACCUGCGUUUCUCUCAAUCUAAAUUUGAACAAUACAUUCAUCCUUCAUUGGAACGUAGAGAUCCAGCGUCAAGUCCUCAAAGUCUGGGUUUGGAAUAUCCGCAUCGCCUCAACGGAGUAGAAGACGCACACUUCUUCGGAAUGUGUGGAAAUGGAUCUGUGAUCGGAAUAAUUGGCUCAGGGAUCAAUGCAAACCACGAUUCCAUUAAAGGAAGAGUUCUUCCAGGAUACGACUUCACCACCAAUUCUUCUCUAGCAGAUGGAAACACAGAUCCAACUGGACAUGGAACAUUCUGUGCAUCUGUUGCAAUUGCAGACUCAAACAAGAUGUUGGGUGUGGCACCGCAGGCUAAGGUUCGGAUGUAUAAAGUCAAGGAUCUGAACGACGCACUGUAUAUCCUGGAUAUGCUUCGAGCAUUACAGCAAGCUCUCAAAGAUAAAGUCGACGUAAUUUUGGUCUCACAAGGUCUAAAUCUACCCUUUGAUGGCUCCGAUGCCGCUGAGCAAGUCUCUAAAGUGGCAGAACAAGUUCCAGUAGUCUUACCGGCAGGAGAUUUUGGGAAUAAGGGGCUUUUUGGAGGAAUGAGCGGCGCAGUAUCCGAUAAAACUAUUAUCGCUGGCUCGUAUGACACAAAGGCAGCAGUGGUCUAUGAGGCCGCAUUGAUUGAUGGAGAGUUCGAAACUAGCCUUCCGUACUAUACGAGUAGCGGGGUUCAAUUCGACACAAACUCAACGUAUGAGGCUAUAAUAGUGAAAGAUGCCUGUAGCACUUCGCAAGUUCCACAAGACGGCACUGGGAAGUUUCUCAUAGGCUACCUUGGAGAGACCUGUGGUCUGGAGAAGGCGAUCAAAUUGGCUGGCGACCGCAAUUUCAUCGGUAUCAUUCUUCAGUCCUAUGGAGACUACGUGAAGAAUUUGACGCUGAGCUCCUCAAUGCCGCAAUUUGUUGGAGCUACUUAUAGGGAGUUCAGCACCGACAAACCUAAAUUGAUGCUACAAUUACGGAAAAAAAACCCAGAAGAACCCUACAACAUGGAGACUCUUCUGACAUAUGACAGCGUUCAAAAGCCUAUUUGGUUGUCAGACUUUUCAUCAUGGGGACCAACGUUUGAUCAAAGAAUCUACCCUCACGUCAUUGCUCCCGGUGGAAACAUUUUUGGCGCAGACCAAGACGGGGGAUAUACCGUCAAAAGCGGGACUUCGUAUUCGGCUGCAUAUGUCGCCGGAAUGGUAGCGAUCCUCCUUGGCGCUCAAAUUAAUGACACUCUCACAAGCAAACAAGUUAGGAAUAGUGUUUUAGCUAGCACAUACUUUCACACCAGCUAUGUCUAUGUGACUGAUGAUUUUUCCAGCAACUGCCUUGAUAAGAAUCACAUUUAUGAGUCGAUCCUUAAGCAGGGAGCCGGUUAUGCUGAUGGAUCGGUGCUAUUCCAGCAGUUAGUCCUUUUAUCUGAGCCACACAUCCAUCUCAAGGACACGAAGAAUCGAGUUUCUUCUCACGUUAUCACCAUUCAAAAUUCAAGAGAUAAUUCUGUUUACAUAGUCAUGGACCAUACUAGUGCCGAAUUGAUAGAAGCCGCCGAUUCUGAUGGCUUCCUCGCAAAACCUUCGAUACCAUAUUAUAUUUCCGACUUCAACAAAACCUCAGAUGCCUCUCCUGAACCUCGAAACAUAGUGCUGUUUUCGCAGUCACACCUAAGACUCGGACCUGGCGAGAAGGGAUCAAUCAAUGUCACCAUUAACCCACCCCCAGGUCUCGACAAGAAACUCUUGCCAAUAUUUUCAGGAUAUAUUAACAUUUCAGUGAAUAAUGAUUUGAGCCGUAUGCUCAUUCCAUACAUGGGAAUGGAAUUUGAUGCUUCUGAAGUGGAUACCUGGAAUGGCCCCGUACAACUUGGAACAUUGCAAGACGGCAAAUUUGUGCCAGCUACAGAGAACCUCGGAAAUGUAGGCGAUUUCGAGUUCCCUGUGAUUUCGAACCCCAUGGCUUAUGGUUCCCCUUUCGUCUCGUUCGAUCUCGUCAGCGCCGACUAUAAUCCUUCGGAAUCAGAAUGGCCACCAAUGCCUGGACAGGGUGGGUAUAUCGGAUCUGUGCCACCUUCCCUGAAUAAAAGCAGAACAUUGUUUCCCUUCCCAAAUAUCCCCGCCACUAGCGAUAAGUUGUUUACGCUCGAGUCAUUCACGAAUGGUUCAACUAUUCCAAAGGGUGAUUACAAAAUGAUGUACAGGGCCUUGAAACUCUUUGGUGAUGCCAAAAAUUUUAAUGACUGGACUUUGCACUUGACUCCGAAAUUCACAAUAGAGAGUGACUUGAAGUCAAAUCCUAGUCUGUCGUUAACUGCCACUCGAACGACUAUUUCCUCACUGACCAGUCAAUCAACCGAAGCAAAAACGAACCACUCUAAGGGUUCUGCUUCUCACUUCAACGUUUCACAAUUACUUGUAGCUCUUCAGAUUCUAUUUGCUUUUGGUAUUUAG